Messenger RNA from Schistosoma mattheei, 2088 nucleotides. Lineage: Eukaryota; Metazoa; Platyhelminthes; Trematoda; Strigeidida; Schistosomatidae. The record is from the annotation of a GenBank genome assembly.
AUGAAAAAUUCAUUCUCUUUACGCACAAAUAAUUCAAAUGCCGAAGUCAAGCUUCUACGAUCAAAAGAUGACCUAAUACACGAACUCGUGACUUCUGAAAUUAAAUACAUAAGUUACCUCAGGAAGGUUUUAAAGUACUUUGCAAGGCCCUUAAUUGACCGCAGAUACUUGCCAGAAGAUAUACACUCUGAAAUUUUCGGACGUCUCGUGCCCAUCUUAAGUGUCAAUGAAACUCUUCUUGAGUCUGUUUUAACUGUUGGAGUAGAGAAAGCAUUUCUGAAAAUUUCUCCAUGUCUGAAAUUAUAUGCAGAUUAUGCCAACCGCUACCAAACAAACGUUGUGUUUAUGGAGACUUGUAAUGCAUUCAUACCAGGACUAAUGGAGUUUAUAAAUAAACAAGAAAGCUUACCAGAUGUUAAUUUACAGCUUUCAGCACUCCUCAUAAUGCCCAUACAGCGCAUUCCUCGGUAUUCUUUAAUACUCCAAGAACUUGUUAUCAUUUGCCUUCAACUGGACGGUUUAAGUAAUCCAGAAGCAAAUAAAUGUGCCAUUAGUAUUAACGAAGCUGCUCGUCAACAUUUUAUGAUACCAGAAUAUGCAGCCACUCUUAUUUUAAAACUAUCGGAUAAUCAUCAUCAAGUGCAUUACUCUCCAGAAUCUCAUGAUUCAAGUUUUUCAGAUCUGAAACGUUAUAUUCAUAGAAUGUGUGCUUCCACAAUUAUUCUUAUUGCAGGUUUUGCUAGUGUGGUAGCGACAGCAACAUUUUUAAAUGAACAGAUUAGAAUCAGUGAGCAAGCUACUAAGGCCGCUUUAUUGCAAUCAAGACUUUUUGGCAAAUGGUCGCAAAACCUCAUUCUAGUACCUGGGCGUAAACUAUUGAAGUAUGGAUUGGUGAAAAAGGUGAAUUCUCUCGAUGGAGUUGCGGAAACUCGUUUACUAGUGAUUAUGUCUGAUAUACUGAUAUGUGCUAAACCGCGAACCCAGACGGAGUUGGAAUUCAUUUUCAGCAAGAAAAAGUGUGUUUAUAGUCGAAAAUAUCCUAAUCCUUUUACACAGUUUUACGGAAGAAAAAUGUCUUUAGGGUUUAUAAAACAUAUUCGAAAGUCGAAUGACACAAACUCAUUGAUUCACGUUCCUAAAUUUUCUAAAUCAGUCUCACAAAGUUCUAACUCUCAAACUUUUAACGAUUCAACUGACUUUUUAACAGAUAGUAAAGUUUGUUUUUCAUGUGUUGCUGUCUAUCCUCUUCAUCACUGUCAUGUUCAAAUUCAUUUUAAACCACAUAAUACGUUUCUGCAACCGAUUCCUGAGUCUCCUGAAUGUUGUCAAUCAAAUCAAAACAACUCAGUGUUUAUUUCACCAAUUUCUAUCGGAGGAUUUAGUCGUCACACUGCAUCAACACCAUUGGCGUUCGAUGAAUAUGCAUGUGGAUCAACAUCUGUUGUAAGACUGAAAUCCGAUUCAUUUAUUACCUUCAAUGAAGAUGACUACACAAUGAGACACCCUGAACCUUUGAAUGAAUACAGUUUCACUGUGCACUGUCGUGAUGCUAACUUUACUAUCGUGAAUGGUAAUUUAACUGAAGCUGAAGAUUGGAUAUCUAGUUUGGAGACAGCCAUUCAAGCUGUUAAAACAGCACGAAAAAGCCUUCGUAAGGAAAGCAGUGCGAAGUGGCCAAUGCGUGCUUCAGAUUUUAUUCAAUUUGAACAAUGGCUAGAACAGAAACGUAUAGUCGAAGAGUCAAUGAAAUCUUCUCGAAUCUUUCAAAGGAUGGGAAUGGAAGAGUUGACCAUUGAUAAUCCCCUUUCACCAGUAAAUUUUCUUGAGUCAUCUAGAAUGGAACAAAAACUUGAAGAAUAUCGUAGACAAAAUAACUUAGUUAAUGCCUCAGUACUUUAUCAUUCAAACGAUUCUGUUCGUUUGUUAUCCAUAACAAGCAUUGCUGAUAAGCCCACAUCAAAUUCCAUUCCGUUCAAUACAAGAAAUCAUUUGUACAGCAGUGAUCGUUGUUACCACUUGGGUGAUACUCAUCGUUGUUCAUUUCCAUCUCAAUUAGCCCAAUCGUUUAGCGGAUGUUUGUGCAUGUAA